AGAGAGAGAGAGAGAGAGAGAGAGAAGGGCAAGAAAUCGAGUAACGUGGAAUUCAACCACGAAUUUAAAAGAAGGCAUCGACACGUCGUGCUCGAUCUACGCCACGAUGACGACAAAGACGAAGAGGAGAAGGUUGGGAUCUACCAUUCGCCCCAUCGCCUUUUCUCACAGUUUCGCCCAUUCGAACCCUGGCGUCGGAUCUCUCGCUCGCCAACGAUCUCGAUUUGGUUUCAAAUUCUGAGGCGUAAGGAAGUUUGAAGGAGAACAGUAGCAUAAUGAGCGACGUAGUUGCUGCAGAAAACGAUGGUGAUUCACUGGUUGAAGGCGGAAGCAGUCUCAACUUUCAUCAGACUGCAGAAGUAAUAGCUUGGCUUUCAUCUCAGUUCGAUGCCGCCGGUAAAGUCGUUCCGGAUUUCAAAUACACUCCUCAGAGCGUAUCGUUUCUACACAAUCUCGCGAGCCGUUCCCAAGCGAAAACUCAAGCUUCUUUGAUAAUUGAGAGCGAUCUCCUCCAGAAAGCAGCAGAAUAUCGUUUGCAAGCCGCAAGGAUCAGCGAAGUGUUGAAGGCGGCGGGAUUGGCACGAGAGAGCUUGCCGGAAAAUGUGGUUUCAUCAGCGGAAGCUCUUGCAAAUGUGGCAAAUUUGUUAGGUACAAGAGAUACUGAACUAGGCGGUUUGCUUGUAGCAAUAGGUGAGAUGUUUCUAAGGAAGGCUGAAGUUGCAGAGACGAGGAAUAAAACACAGAUGGAGUCAGAAAAUCUACUUGAUCACACUCGGAAGGCCAUAGCAAGGCUGACUAAUCUCAAAAGAACCCUUCAACAACUGCAGGAUGAUGCAUCUUCCUGUGAGGCUCAGACGGAAAAAUGGAAAAAGAACUUGGCAAUUAUGGCUGCCAAAGAACAGCAAUACAUGCAACAACAUGCUAACUUCAGGAAGGUACUCAAUCAUAUUGGCUACAGUCCAGAAUUAAGCCAUAGGGGUUUGUUUGAGAUGGCUGAGCAUAUGAAGGAGUUGGAGAAAAGAAAAAUGCCCAUAAUUGAUACACUCAGAAGUUAUCAUGACUUGCCUCCUGAUAAGGAGUUGGCUACUUUAGCCAUUCAAAACAAACAAAUGGAGGUUGAAGCUGCUGAGAAGUACCUUGAAGACGUAUUGCAGUCAGCUCUUGGCACGAGAGAGUAACGUUCCAGCCUCUGCUUUAUCGAUGUCUUCAUUGUCUUAGCCACAUUGGAAAUGUAAGGAUGUGCCUUUCAAGCUGUGACAAGUUUUGCCAAGCAAAUGCGAUAAAGUUGGUUUCCUCUUUUUCUCUUCAAAGAAACCUGUCUUUUCUCCUAUCUCCAGAUUCUCCUCUCCGAAAGUAAAAUUAUUGGAGGAGGGAAGCUAAGCUGAGUUCGGAAAAAGGGAAAACACAGAGAAUAAAACAGACUCUUACCCAUAACUAUUAACGCACUAAGAUCUUUGUGCUAAUGUACAAAUUCUUAAUCAUGGUGGAUAUCAUUUCCACAUCUCCAAUACUUCUUCAUUUGCUUCAUUAAAUUACUCUAU
Messenger RNA from Diospyros lotus (date-plum), 1541 nucleotides. Its product is annotated as AUGMIN subunit 1-like. NCBI's taxonomy places the organism in Eukaryota, Viridiplantae, Streptophyta, Magnoliopsida, Ericales, Ebenaceae. Gene Ontology annotation, cellular component: cytosol; HAUS complex. The transcript has 7 exons. Bases 276 to 1178 code for a protein of 300 amino acids. The record is from RefSeq and is a predicted model, not a curated record. Gene Ontology annotation, biological process: spindle assembly.